ACUCACAGUGCACAUCUGGCUUCUCAGUCACACGGAUCUGUGCACCACAUAGCAGAACUCAGACUAUCCCAGGGAGGCAGAGCUGAAGCCCUGUCCCAGUUACCAAACCAGCAGCCAUGGACUGCCAUAGCUCCAGUGCAAAUAUUCGCUCCAGACCGCUGCUGCCUCCCGGACUACUGCACCCAGCACCCCUUCCAUCUUUCUCAUCAGCAACAGCAAUGCCAGUGUCACCAUCACCAUCAGUACCAAUGCCAGCCUCAUUCCUCAGGCCACCAACUCUCCUUCUGAGGGCUGCUGCUGCAGCUGCUGCAGCUGCCUGUGCUCCAAGAAUGUCUCUGGAAAGAGGAUCAGGUGGGGGCAGUGCACUGUACACAAGGACACCUAAGUGUGCCCGGUGCAGAAACCAUGGUGUGGUCUCCGCUCUCAAAGGGCACAAACGUUUUUGCCGCUGGAGAGACUGUGCUUGCGCCAAGUGCACCCUGAUUGCGGAGCGACAACGUGUUAUGGCUGCGCAGGUAGCGCUCAGGCGUCAGCAGGCGCAGGAAGAAUGUGAGAGCCGUGGUGUGCAGCACUUCAUGUAUACUGCAUCGAGAUCAGAUGGAGGGGACCCCGGAAAAACACAAACACUUCAAGUAUUCAAUCAGCAACUGAAUAAAGCUAAUGAAUCAAAUGAAAAUCAAAGUAAUUUUUAUGGGAGAUUAUCAAACUCAACUGUGAUUUCUCACACUCUUCCAGAAACAUCAACAACUGAACAAGCCAAUGUAGGACACAUGGUGAAGAAUUUAAAUCUGCCAACUUCAAGCAAAGAUCCCAUUAAGUCUCCUGGGUCUGAGGGAAGAUCAGAAGGUGCUGACAGUCCAACAUCAUUGUCUUCUUCUGACUUGGAAUCAGGGAAUGAGAGUGAGUGGCCCAAAGAACAUCGUGCUUCACAUUCUAAAGUCCCAGUUGUAUCCACAAGACAUAGAGAUCCUUUGGAGAUUCUCAGCAAAGUUUUUCCUAACCAUAAAGAGAGCACAUUAGAAAGCAUACUGCAUUAUGCCAAAGGAGAUGUUGUACAAGCCAUAGAAUUGGUUUUAAAUGGAAAAGAACACACACAAGAUAUGAAAGAAACUGAUGGUCCAUCAGGAUCAGACCUUAGUACAUUGACCAGAGAUUCAGCAUUCAAGUUUAGUGGGCUAGGUUUUGGUGCUUUUGGGACAAAAUCUGCUUUUUCACCACUACAAACAAAUGCAUCAACAGCUGGCGGUGAUACAAAUAUCUUUCAUCCUAGACUUGGUCUUAGUCCAUUGCGCUUUGCUUAUUCUACAUCAAACAGAGGACUUCCUGGGUUUAUAUCGCCUUACCUAACUUCUGGUUUUGUUCCAACUUUUCCUUUUCCUACUGGAGUGGAUUAUACAUUUCCUGGAAUGUUAAGAGAUGCUUCUUACUACCCACGUAAAGACACAUUGAACAUUUCUGGACUUUAUUCCAGGUUAAACCAGGAAAAUCACUAGUUACUGUAUGUUUACAAAAUCUGUUUGAAAACACACAAUUGCCUUACCUGUAGCUGAAAUGGAACACAUUUGUAGAGUCAAGGUGUAUUCAUAAUAUUACUAUAUACUUUGUACUUUUUUUUUUAGGAAAUUGUAUUUGGUAAAAUAAAACUAAAUAUUACUUUGAGAAUUAUUGAAAUAA
This is a messenger RNA of Pseudophryne corroboree (corroboree frog), 1674 nucleotides long. RefSeq names its product DMRT like family A1 (gene DMRTA1). Lineage: Eukaryota; Metazoa; Chordata; Amphibia; Anura; Myobatrachidae. Gene Ontology annotation, cellular component: nucleus. Gene Ontology annotation, biological process: sex differentiation; regulation of transcription by RNA polymerase II. The transcript is spliced from 2 exons. Gene Ontology annotation, molecular function: DNA-binding transcription factor activity, RNA polymerase II-specific; protein binding; RNA polymerase II cis-regulatory region sequence-specific DNA binding. Bases 117 to 1493 code for a protein of 458 amino acids. The record is from RefSeq and is a predicted model, not a curated record.